UAAAAAGGACUCUUUGUAAUGCGCUGGGGAGCCAAAAAUAGCACAACCUCUCUAGCAAUUGGGCGAGGAGGGAGCCCAGGGCAAAGAAAUACAGUAACCUAACUCACAUGGAUAAAAAUGAAAAAUUCAAAUGGACAAAUUAGCAAGAAGAGAAUGGCUGAGUCUAGUACAAGAAAAGCAAGAAAGACGGGUCGUAUUAAGAAAGAUAGAAUAAGUGUUCUCCCCCGGAACAUACUAGAAACUAUCCUUUGUUGUCUUCCUAUACGAGAUGCAGUGAGAACCAGCGUCUUGUCGAGAGUUUGGAGGCAUUGCUGGACUACGGUUCCAGAUCUAGUUUUUGAUGAAUGUGUAAGGAAUAUGUGGAUGGAUCAUAAUCGGGUACUAACGGCUCUCAAACUUGUUAGUGUGAUAAAUAUGGUUCUCCUACGCCACAAUGGUCCCAUUCUCAAAUUUUCCCUCACAAUUCCUCUAUAUUGUUGCGAUUUUGAAGUAGUUCAUGAUUAUAUUGAUCAGUGGAUUCCAGUGUUUUCAAGAAUGGGUAUCAGGCAAUUUACUCUAGAUCAAUAUUAUCAAGUACAUAGAGUGCAUAAUUUCUCUACUUUAAAUCUGAGUCAUUUGAGGCUUCGCAAUGUUUGGUUUCCCUAUAAAUCUGCAGUUGGAGGAUUGACUUAUCUGAGAAUUAUCGAGUUAAUUAAAGUAUCGGCUUCUGAAGAAAGCAUCUUCAGUUGCCCCGUGCUUGAGAAGUUGAGCUUGAUAUAUUGUAAAGGACUCUUACCUAGUAACUUCCGUGCUCCUAAUCUCAAAUGCCUCCAUCAGAUGUAUUGGGAAAUGACUUCGGAAUUUUCCUUAUCUGGGUUGGAAAACCUUACUGAAUUUUCUUGCAGGUUGUCAUCUUGGCCAGAAAUGCACAAUGAAAAAUCUAAUAUGGUUAAGGUUUUUAGUAGUCUACAUAAAAUUGAGAAGAUCUGUAUAGCAAAGUGUUCUAUAACGUACUUGGCUGCAGGAGGUUCUCCAAAGAGGUUUACCAAACCACUACCUUACCUUAAGACUCUAUGUAUCUGUGAUAUAGAUUUAAAUUGUUUGUCCGAGGUCUCUUGUUUGCGCUGUUUGAUACGGAGUGCUCCCAACUUGUGCAAACUACAUAUUUCGGGAAGCGAUGAGGCCGAAGAGGAGAAUCUUAACAGUCGUUGGGAAGACGCUUCCGAGGAAUGUACUGUAGAUCAUCUUGAAAUUGUCACAUUCAGUAAUUUCAGAGGUCUCGAAGGUGAGUUGGAGCUAGUCAAGUUUCUACUUGCCAGCUCCCCGUUGCUGAAAACAAUGUUCAUUCACUAUGAUUGGGAGAUGGGAAAAGAUGAUGCAUUUGAAAUAUUAGAAGAGAUGUUGGAAUUUUCUAGAGCUUCACCAAGAGCUCAAAUCAAACACUUAAAAUACCCCUUUCAUGCUGUUGAUUAUGGACCUUGGGUUGGACCUUGGCUUGAUGCACUAGAAGAAUAACAUUGAUCAAAGCUUUUGCAUGUUCUUUGUAAUUUAGCCGCUUUUGCUAAAUAUGUAAAAUGUUAGAAGAGAUAGUGGAAUUUUCCAGAGAGCAGAUCAAACACUUACAACGCCCUUUAGAUAUUAAUGAUUUUGGACCUUGGGUUAAUCAGUUUAAUUUAUAUAUGUAUAAAGAUUAUGAUCAA
Daucus carota subsp. sativus is the source of this 1679-nucleotide messenger RNA. RefSeq names its product F-box/FBD/LRR-repeat protein At1g13570. Bases 118 to 1494 code for a protein of 458 amino acids. The record is from RefSeq and is a predicted model, not a curated record. Gene Ontology annotation, molecular function: protein binding. NCBI's taxonomy places the organism in Eukaryota, Viridiplantae, Streptophyta, Magnoliopsida, Apiales, Apiaceae. The transcript is spliced from 5 exons.